CUCUUUCAACGCCAUGUUCUUUUUGGUGUUGCCCUCCGAUGCUUCGGAUUCGUCUCUUGCUGUUGAUUCGAGAAAUUUCCAGUUCGGAUCAAAGUCGUCCAAUUGUCUUCCAAAAUCCGUUUCCGAAUCAAAGAAUUUCCACAAGCCAUAGUUCAGCGGAGAAUGCCUUGCUAGAAAGGUCCACAGUCGCUUUGGGAACGAAUUCACUGGGGCAUUCUCAACGUAUUUCUGGUAGCACUUGGUCACGGAACCCGCGAUCAUCCCGAAGAUCGAUCCACCGAUAUUGGAUAGCAUCUCGAGCGGAUUUUUUAGGAUCGAGGACGUUACCGACUUGAUGAGAGAAGAAGAGCUGGAAAUGUCGGAAUGAUCGUCGUCUGGCAUGAUAUCGGAACUACCGGAGAGCGACAAGGACGCCGCCAGAGAGGAGGUUUUUUUACCUUCGUCUUCUUCUUGUUGAUGAAGAUACGGUGGGGAGACUUGUUGCCAUCCAUCGUCCAAAAUGACAUUCUUGACAGGUACCCCUGCAUCGGUUAGGCACUGGACGCCCUCCAGGAUGCCGGUGGGAUGGACCUUGGAAUAAAAAGCAUCCCAGCUACACCAUCCAAACGAGUUCAAAAACCCCGUUGGGACUUGUUUUUGGUCGAGUGUUUCGAAACUUUUGCCCAGCAGCUCGGAAACUUGCCGAAAUCCCAGCUUGAGAAGUUCGAACGGCUCGUUGUGAACCGCAACGUACAAUGCAUUCCUCGGGUUUUCACCGCCGGCAGUCCUUUGCGGAGGAAGGAUUUCUCCCGACUCGGAGUAGCUGACUAGCGUCAUCUUGCGACGAUCGUCGCCCGUGCUGCUUGUAUUGUCGUCGUUGUCGUUGUCGUCCUUGAUGGAAUCCGAUGUGGAUUCCAGGGCAGAGCGGAACCCCCCGUCUACCAGAGGCAUCAUCAAGGCGUAAAAGGGAGGGGAAGAAUCGGCUGGCGAUGUUCCCGGCUCGUUUGGUUCGAUUUCCACCAGCAGAAAUUGUGUGUCCACCGGAAUGGUCUCGCCGCUGUUGUCGCCGACUCCCGUUCCGCCGAAUUUAGGCCCCAUCCAGUAUCGGUUCAACCGUGACGCGGCCAGAAAUUUGUGUGGGUGUUGCAGCCGUCGUUGCGGAGAGUCGUGGCUAUUGUCCGGCGCGGAGGACGGCAAGAAGUUUCCCAGGCACAGCGAUUCGAUCGCUGUUGAUGGAAUUCUGGUCUGGAGAGCCAGCGAGGAAAACGAAGACGGCAGGGGAGCCGACGACGAUCCUUCGUCCGGCCUUGCCGCCGUCCAGGUUUCCGGAGACAAACCAUCGAAAAGCAAAAUGGGAUUCUGACGGCCGCCCAGCGAAAGCGCCAAACACUUUCCGCUGUGAUUCAAUUCCGCGGGUGUCGGUGGCGGAGAUAUCGUGACGGUAACACCGUCCGUAGGUAAUCCCAAGCGGCCGUUGAUUUUGCCCCCGAUCGUGCUAUCGACAUCGAUUUCCUCCGUGGAACCAAUUGUGUUUUUGGCCGUCGUGCUGUACCGUUUUGUCUGAUGUCGCAUUCGGUUGCUUCCGUCAUCGUCGGAAGAGGCAGAAAAACACGAGUUUUUGGUGUGGGGAACAAUAGGUGACGGUUUUGUCCGUUGGCAAGAAAACGCUCUUACGAGAGCGACGUUGGAAGAUUGGUUCGGUAGAACGAGCAGUAGCAACGGGAGAAGUUUCAUCGCUGUUCCACGAAAGAGCUCUAAGAUGCUGCCGAUGCCACUCGGAAACACCACAGGCCUUGUCGUCGCUUUGCGAGAGGCCAUGGGGGAAGGAGGGGCAGCUGUUUCUUCUUGGAGAUCGGGCGGAUUGUGAUGCGCGCCCUUGCUAGCAACGUCCUGGCCGGCAACUGGUGCGGUGCUUGCUGUUUACCGUUUCAAUAAUAUCUCUGAGGAAAU
Messenger RNA from Pseudo-nitzschia multistriata, 1929 nucleotides. The record is from the annotation of a GenBank genome assembly. Lineage: Eukaryota; Bacillariophyta; Bacillariophyceae; Bacillariales; Bacillariaceae.